Microthlaspi erraticum is the source of this 2166-nucleotide messenger RNA. Lineage: Eukaryota; Viridiplantae; Streptophyta; Magnoliopsida; Brassicales; Brassicaceae. The record is from the annotation of a GenBank genome assembly.
AUGGAACAAUUCAGACAAAUCGGCGAGGUUUUAGGAAGUCUAAACGCACUAAUGGUAUUACAAGACGACAUAUUAAUCAACCGAAGACAAUGUUGUUUAUUGUUAGACAUCUUCAGCUUAGCAUUCACCACCGUCGCUGAAGAAAUCAGACAGAACCUAAAGCUUGAAGAGAAGCACACUAAAUGGAGAGCCCUUGAACAACCCUUAAGAGAGCUUUACAGAGUAUUUAAAGAAGGAGAGUUAUACGUUAAGCAUUGCAUGGACAAUAGUGACUGGUGGGGCAAAGUAAUCAAUCUUCAUCAGAACAAAGACUGUGUUGAGUUUCAUAUACACAACUUGUUCUGUUACUUCCCUGCGGUUGUCGAAGCUAUUGAAUCUGCCGGUGAGAUCUCAGGUCUUGACCCGUCUGAGAUGGAGAGAAGAAGAGUGGUCUUCUCAAGAAAGUAUGAUAGAGAAUGGAACGAUCCAAAGCUGUUCCAAUGGAGGUUUGGGAAACAGUAUCUUGUCCCGAAAGAUAUUUGCCUCCGGUUUGAGAAUUCAUGGAGAGAAGACAGAUGGAAUCUUGUGGAGGCGUUGCAAGAGAAGAGGAAAUCGGAUAGCGAUGAGAUCGGAAAGACAGAGAAGCGUCUAGCUGACUUGCUUCUCAAGAAACUGACCGGGUUAGAGCAGUUUAACGGGAAGCUGUUUCCGAGCUCGAUACUUGUUGGGUCAAAGGAUUAUCAGGUGAGAAGAAGGUUAGGUGGAGAUGGACAGUACAAGGAGAUUCAAUGGUUAGGUGAUAGCUUUGCAGUGAGGCAUUUCUUCAGCGAUCUUGAGCCGUUGAGCUCUGAGAUCUCAUCUCUUUUAUCACUUUGUCAUUCGAAUAUACUUCAGUACUUGUGUGGAUUCUAUGAUGAAGAAAGGAAAGAGUGUUUCUUGGUUAUGGAGCUUAUGAACAAAGAUCUUCAGAGCUACAUGAAGGAGAAUUGCGGACCGAGAAGAAGAUAUCUCUUCUCUGUCUCUGUAGUGAUUGAUAUCAUGUUGCAGAUCGCAAGAGGGAUGGAGUAUCUCCAUGGGAAUGAUAUCUUUCAUGGAGAUUUAAACCCAAUGAACAUUCUUUUGAAAGAGAGGAGUCACACAGAAGGUUACUUCCACGCCAAGAUAUCUGGUUUUGGUUUAUCUUCUGUCAAAGGUCAAUCUUCUAGGUCUUCUUCGAAACCUAGCACUACGUCUCCUGAUCCUGUAAUCUGGUAUGCACCUGAGGUAUUAGCAGAGAUGGAACAAGGUACAACAACAACAACAACAACAACAGCUCCGAAAUCAAAGAUGACGCACAAAGCUGAUGUUUACAGCUUUGCAAUGGUGUGUUUUGAGCUUAUAACAGGGAAAGUCCCAUUUGAAGAUAGUCAUCUUCAAGGUGAACCAAUGGCUUAUAACAUACGGAUGGGAGAGAGACCUCUCUUCCCUUUCCCUUCACCGAAGUAUCUCGUUGGUCUGAUAAAACGGUGUUGGCACUCAGAUCCGAGCCAGAGACCUAACUUCUCUUCCAUUUGCCGGAUUCUACGUUACAUCAAGAAGUUCUUGGUUGUGAAUCCUGAUCAGGGUCAUCCUCAGAUGCAGACUCCAUUAGUUGAUUGUUGGGACUUAGAAGCGAGGUUCUUGAGAAAGUUUCCAGGUGACUCAGGGUCUCACACAGCGUCCGUGACUCAAAUACCUUUCCAGAUAUACUCAUACCGGAUUUCGGAAAGAGAGAAGCUGAAUCCAAACCUGAAAGAAGGCGUAGGUGACUCAGAGGCAGGCGAAUCAGAAAGCGUUUCAGUGGUUGAAGAUCCACCUAAUGCCACGGUAACAAGAGAUACAAAGUCUUUGAAUUUGGAUGCAACGUCUGAAUAUUCGGAUACAAGAUCAGUAUACUCAGAAGCUCCUAUCAAAAAGGUCUCCGCUUUAAAGAGUGGUGAAUUGGUUAAGCUCAGGAAAAGUCCAAGCUUAGGUUCACCAAAGUUGAGAUCCACAGGGACUUCACCGGUAAAAGCAAGGUCAACGCCAAAACCUUCACCGUUGAGUCCAUUUGGAAGAAGCAUUAAAGCGAGGAAGGAUAAUCGAUUGCCUUUGAGUCCAAUGAGUCCACUAAGCCCAGGACUACGUAGAAAACAUACUGGUCAUGUUUCAGAUUCUGAGCUUACUUAG